Eutrema salsugineum is the source of this 429-nucleotide messenger RNA. RefSeq lists its product as uncharacterized. The transcript is spliced from 5 exons. NCBI's taxonomy places the organism in Eukaryota, Viridiplantae, Streptophyta, Magnoliopsida, Brassicales, Brassicaceae. The record is from RefSeq and is a predicted model, not a curated record. The coding region runs from base 1 to 429 and encodes 142 amino acids.
AUGGGUUCAGGGAGCACGGUCUUUAGUCCAGAGAAAUACGGUGAGAGAAAUGAAAGACGGAGUUUAGAUUCUUCAGCCAAGUCUUCAUCUCAUUUGAAUGUGCAUCUGAAUGGUCCUUCAUAUGCUCCUCCUAUGAUGCCUAUAGAUACUGAUGAUGGCAUUUUAUAUAAAGCUAUUGGUGGUGUGAGUGGAGAUCUUCUCGAACAAAAUUCUCAGAUGUUUAAUCAAGUUUCAUCAAAUUUCUUAGCUUUCCAGAUACAUGAGAACGUCAGUAUCUUGUGCAAAGCUCGGGACAAUAUCCUUGCAAUCUUGAACGACUUGAAUGAUAUGCCAGAGGUUAUGAAGCAGAUGCCACCUCUUCUGGUGAAGGUGAACGAAGAGCUGGCAAAUUCGAUCCUCCCUCGCCCUCCCCAUCAAAUGAAGUCGUGA